Molecule: messenger RNA, 1239 nt
Organism: Adineta steineri
Lineage: Eukaryota; Metazoa; Rotifera; Eurotatoria; Adinetida; Adinetidae
Source: the annotation of a GenBank genome assembly
AUGUUAAUAAAUCGAGAUAUGCAUACAGUUACAAAUUGUUAUUUACUUAAUUUAGCAAUAAGUGAUACUUUACCAUUAAUUGUUAGUUUACCAUUUGAAAUUACAUUUCUAUCAAUUAAACUUCCAUGGGGACAACUUGGUUGUCAAUUACGAAGUCUUCUUGCUGAAACUUCGACAAAUGCUUCAAUAUUAACAAUUAGUGCAUUUACAAUUGAACGUUAUUUAGCAGUAUGCCAUCCACUUCAUGCUUCAUUUCUAGCAACGACACAACGAGCUUUUAAAAUUCAAAUACUUAUAUGGUUCAUUGCCAUACUUUCAUCGACACCUUAUUUUUACAUGACACAAAAACUUGAUAAUAUUUGUCAGCUUGAUGAAAACUUUCGAUUAAUUAUUCGAAUAUGUUUUUAUAUAUCUGCAAUAAUAUUUUUUGUAUUACCUGCAUUUAUUCUUUGUUUAUUAUAUGCAUUAAUGGCUAAACGUUUAUAUUCCGUUGGUUUACUUAAUGAAGUACGUUGGUCAAAAUCUAGUGGAACAGAAUCAUGUUCAUCACCAUUAUGGUUACAAAAAGGUGAACAAGAUAAUACUGGUUUAGAACAACAAUUUAAACAACAACGUCAAUCAUCAACACCAUCAGUAGUCAUAAGACAUUCAUCAACAUUUCGUAGUCAUAAAAAUUCCUUACCUGGCCUAUCAGUAAAUAUUCAAUCAAUGAAAAAAUCUGCUUUUAAAAUGCUUUUUGCUGUUGUUAUUGCUUUUAUUAUAUGCUAUGCUCCAUUCCAUGUACAACGAUUAAUUACGAGUACUAUAAAUGUUUAUCAUUUAUCAUUGAUUCAACGACGUGCAAUAACUAUAUUUUAUUUUAUUAGUGGGAUUCUUUAUUAUCUUGGUUCAACAAUAAAUCCAAUUUUUUAUCAUUUAUUUUCUCAUAAAUAUCGUGUAGCAUGUUUACGAACAAUGAAAGGUAUUAUUCAUUGUGAACGUUAUCAACAACAUCAUCGUCAUUAUUCUCAUAGAACAGAUCCUCCAUCUGAACCUAUUGCACGUCUUGUUCUAUAUGCUAAUACACGUCCAGUAUCAAUACAUAUGUUAAAUAAAAAUAAAGCAACAACAACGACACCAAUAGAACCAAUGUAUCGAAGAUCAAAUAAACAUAAAACUAGUGUCGAUAUAAAUAAUAAAAAACGACAUAUUUUAAGAUUUUCAUUACCGGUAUUAAAUACAGAACGUAUACGAAAAUGA